CGGCCCUCGGAUUUCUCCGUGUGGUUUUGUGCUUCCCUGUCCGUUCGUCGCCCGCAGGACUCCCUGUGCUGAUGUGUCCGUGAUGUUAUGGACGGGGCUGGAUAUUCUCGGAGGGAAAGCGGGAACCCGAUGCGGUUUUGUUGUCUGAGGUCAGUGGAGAAACAACAUGGUAUUCAGUGAAAAGCAGUAAUUCAGAGUCUGGACAGAUGACGUCACCCCUUCAUCUACAUGACUGAUGAAGGUAAUGUUGCCCAUCAUGGCAAAGAAGCAAAGAAAUGCUUGAUCGACGCUUCCAGACACCCGUUCACCUGUACAUGGCUCAUCUAAGGCUGCUGUAGAAGCCAGUGUUGGGCAAAGACAUUGAGUGCAGUACUUACAGAAGCAUCAGUGACUGAUUGAAAUAGCAUCCCUUCAAGAUGCUGUCUGCUCUGAAGAAGCUGGUUGGCUCCGAGCCACCUGUCCAGCAGAAGGACAAGAUCAUUCCCGCAGGUCUACAGUCAAUGAAUCAGAGUCUGCAGAGGCGAUUUGCCAAAGGAGUGCAGUACAACAUGAAGAUUGUGAUCCGUGGAGACAGAAACACAGGGAAGAGUACACUGUGGCAGCGACUGCAGGGAGGAAAGUUCCAGGAGGAAUACAUCCCCACGCAGGAGAUCCAGGUCACCAGCAUCCACUGGAAUUACAAGACUACUGAUGACGUGGUGAAAGUGGAAGUGUGGGAUGUUGUAGAUAAAGGCCAAAAAAUCCCUCUUCCUGAAGGUGUAGGAAAGAGUAAAAAACGGAGUGACACACUCAAACUGGAGAAUGAGCCACAAGAGGCUGAGAAUGAGAUGGCGUUGGACGCCGAGUUUCUGGACGUGUAUAAGAACUGUAACGGCAUCAUCAUGAUGUUCGACAUCACAAAGCAGUGGACUUAUAACUACAUUUUGCGAGAGUUACCCAGAGUGCCGACUCACGUUCCAGUGUGCGUGCUUGGCAACCAUCGAGACAUGGGUGAACAUAGGGUCAUCCUGCCUGACGACAUCAGAGACUUCAUUGCCAGCCUCAACAGACCGCUGGGCUCUUCCUACAUUCACUAUGCUGAGUCUUCCAUGAAAAACGGCUUCGGCCUGAAAUAUUUGCACCGAUUUUUCAACAUUCCUUUCUUGCAACUUCAGAGAGAGACACUGUUACGGCAGCUGGAGACCAAUCAGCUGGAUAUGGAUGCCACGCUAGAGGAGUUGACAGUCCAGCAGGAGACAGAGGACCAGAACUAUGAGAUAUUUUUGGAGAUGAUGGAUACCCGUACUAAAGGCUACAGCUCCCCAAGUGCUGCGAACGGUCAGAGUCCGUCUUCAGGCUCGCAGUCGCCCAUCGUGGCGGCAGGGGGCAGCUCCACGGGCAGCUCCAGUCCAGGGACGCCCCAGCAGCCCGCAGGUCUCGCUCAGAGCCCUCAGUCUCCCUCCUCUUCUCCCUCCCCGCCUCCACCACCCCUCCCCACAGCCCAGAGUCCAGAGAGACCUGCCCCUUGCCCGUCCCCCCCUCCUGCUCCUGCUCCUGCUCCUGCUCCUUCUCCGGCCCUGGUCCAGGCCCCCUCUCCGGCUCCGCUGCCACAAAAACGCAGCUUCAUCUCCAGGCUGUUUGGAUCGGCCCCUACCCCUGAACCACCCGCAGCCGUAACAGAGGCGGAGCCGGUGGCUCCUGAAGCACCGCCCACCGUUCAGAGUGUGGAUGACUUUGUGCCCGAUGACAGACUGGAUAAGAGUUUCUUAGAGGACAGCGUGCCAUCCAGCGCCAAAGCCAGUAUGAACGCCCAGCCACAGGCGGCCAGCCUGGACAGUGACAGUGAUGGCGAGGGUAACCCGAUGGUGGCUGGAUUUCAGGAUGAUUUGGACCCUGAUGAUGCUGAGCUGAGGCAGCAGGAGCCCAGAGCGUCUGUGCUCAGUAAAAAUCUGGACUUAACACUGUCCAGCGAUGAGGGAGAGGACGGAGCUCGACCAGCCGUUGCUCAGGAUGAUGUGGAGCUCACACUCAACGCUCCCCUGGAGGAUUUGAGUUCAUCACUGGAGGACAAACUCAAACUUCUGGAGACUGAGUCUUCAGUCCAGCCCAAUACGAGCGACACCAGCAAGAACACAGAGCCUUCUAUACUAAUCCCAACACCUGCACAGCCUACACACAGUCCACACACACAGACACACACCCCUGCAGAGCAGCCGGUCCAUCCCAGCAAGAGGAAAACGGCUUCAGCUCAGGGCGACUCCUCCGAUACCGACCCCGAGGCUCCAGUGGCUCAGAUGCUGUCCUUCGUCAUGGACGACCCUGAUUUCGAGAGCGAGGAGGAACGUGUCCAGAAGGUUGAUAAGGAGGCUUUUCCAGUCCGAGCAGAUCUGUCUGACCUUUCGGACGAUGAGCUCGUCCCGACGAAGGUGUUGGAGCCUCCGAAGGCCUCGAUCCUCUCCUUCAAACACAAGAAUGACAGCGACCUGUUCGGCCUGGGCUUUGAGGAGAAGACCCCCAAGAGCAAAGACAGCAGUGAUGAGCAAGAAGAAAAGGAAAGCAGGCACUCCACAAAGGAGAAGAAGAAGAAGAAGAAGAAGACUAAAGAGGAUGAAGAGAAAAGCAGCAAGAAGAAGCACAAACAGAAGAAAAAGGAGAGAGAGGAGGCAGCAGGAGCAGGAGAAGAGAAGGAGAAGAAGAAGAAAAAGUCCCGCAGCAAAAAAACGGGCGAGCUGGACGACCUGGAGGCGUUCCUGGCUGGAGGGGAAGGGUCAGCCAAGAGAGAGGAGGGAGACUACGAGGAGCUUUAGAAGGCCAGGCAUGCUGAGACAUGACUCAACCUGUAUGUGCAAUAGUGGCCUCAGCAAGUCCUUAAGAAACACGUGGCAUUUCACAUUACAUGGCAACAUGCUCGAGAGAGAGAGAGAGAGAGAGAGAGAGAGAGAGAGAGAGAGAGAGAGAGAGACUGAGACUGACUUUCACUUCUGGUUUUCACCACAGAGGUCAGCAGUGGACAUCUUCCAGCACUCAAACUGCAAUAAGUGGAGAAGCCACUGAGAACUGCUGCAUCCUGCAUGUACCAGUACCACCUUUUUGCAGCUCGUUCUUAUUUUUGUUAUUAUUAUUUGUGAAAUAUUGACCGGCUCCCUGCUGGCUUUUCUACUGUAUGCUCUUUUUCUUUUCUGGGGUAACCACUCCUAAAACAAACUCCUAUAUGCUUUUCUUUGCUACAGUCGCAUCCGUUUCUUGGUUGCCCUCAUAUAAAAGCCUAAGAAAGCUGCAGAAGAGCAUGUCUCUCUUAACAUUUGGUGCAUGGCUGCGGGUCCUUAUUUUGUACAUUUGGUUUCAGUGUAUUAGGUGAACUGUGCUGUAUACUGUAUUUCGUCUGUGUAACCUUACUGAGUUUUUUUGUUUUUGUUGUUUUUUUU
Pygocentrus nattereri (red-bellied piranha) is the source of this 3404-nucleotide messenger RNA. It is a transcript of the gene rabl6b, whose product is annotated as RAB, member RAS oncogene family-like 6b. The transcript is spliced from 17 exons. NCBI's taxonomy places the organism in Eukaryota, Metazoa, Chordata, Actinopteri, Characiformes, Serrasalmidae. The record is from RefSeq and is a predicted model, not a curated record. Bases 417 to 2786 code for a protein of 789 amino acids. Gene Ontology annotation, cellular component: cytosol; nucleus. Gene Ontology annotation, molecular function: GTP binding.